GCCGCGAAAAUGCAACAGAAGAUCCGCAACGAAGAAAUGGAAAUCGAUGUCGUCGAGAGGCACGUCACCCAUCCAUCACUUGAUCCAACCUUCCCUUCACUUCCCUCCACUCUAUUCGCACUUUGGAAUCAAGUGAAGAGAAGAGUUGGUUCACAGAUUUCGGUGGAAGAGAAGGAAAUAUUACGUAAAGAUAAAGAGUUGAUAGCAAUGAUUAAACUUCCGGCAGAAGCGGAGGCAUCGAGAGUAGAGCUCAUAGCACAGGGAAAGGCGAAACAGACUGUGGAAGCGAGUGUUGCUGAGGGGCAGAAGAUUAAAAUGAUAGGAGCGGCCGAUGCCUAUGCUAUUGAAGCCAUUGGCAAAGCCGAGGCUGAGAUGAUGCGCAUGAAAGCCGCCGCUUAUAAACAAUACGGAGAGGCGGCCAUCCUUUCCUUAACACUCGAAGCCCUGCCAAAGAUCGCUGCAGAAGUAGCCGCGCCUUUGGCCAAAACCGAUGAAAUCGUACUCAUUAGUGGCUCUGAUGGCGGUCUCACUAGUGAUGUCACUCGACUCGUCUCACAGAUACCGCCCACUCUUCACGCCCUAACUGGUGUCGAUCUGUCAAAGGUUUUAGGCAAAAUUCCGGGCGCCAAGUGAUGCAUUAGUAA
Medioppia subpectinata is the source of this 644-nucleotide messenger RNA. The record is from the annotation of a GenBank genome assembly. Lineage: Eukaryota; Metazoa; Arthropoda; Arachnida; Sarcoptiformes; Oppiidae.